CUGAGGUGGUGGACUCGGAGGUGCCGGAGGCGCUGCUGGGGGAGCGGUGUCCGCAGCGAGGGCUCAACGGUAGAUCAUGUUUGGAGGGACGGCGCCAGCAGAGGCACCGGCCGCCAAGGUAGCCGAAUAUGACUACAAGUUCAAGUGUGAGCAAAAAAGCACACAGAAAGACGCUGCACAAUUGCAACGCCAAAUGCCUUUCCUUGUCCUUGUCUGAUCUGCGCCGUGUGGCUUCCCCUCAUCGCCAGUGGUGCUCAUCGGUAGGCGGGCGCCAAGAAGCCCAAGCAUCCUUUGCUAUCUUUGUGUGUUGCCACUAUGUGUGUGUGCAGGUGAGAGGGAUGUGGGGAAGACCUUUUUGCUGCGGCGCUAUAUCGCAGGUGGGUGUAGUGUGUUCUCUUUUUGCUGACGGCCGGCACCUUGCUGCCUGUGUGUGACUCAUGGCUGCCUGCCUUCAGGCGAUGCUGCCGAGCGUCCCACGACUACUCUUGGUACGGACUAUCAGAGCAAGACCAUAGUCCUCAAAAACGGGGCCAGACUCAGGGCGCAGAUAUGGUGAGUCAGUUUUGUGUGAGAGGGAAAGAGGGCCUUCCCAUGGAUGGCGUCACGUCACGUCACGUCACGCGCCUGUCGUCCCUGUGUUGUGUGUGGUGUUUGGACCUGCAGGGAUACGGCUGGUCAGGAGCGGUACAAGGCUCUCACCACGGGAUUCUUUCGAAAAGCCGAAGGUGAGACCUCCCCCCGUCCUAAGGCAGACACUCCCUGUCUGUCUGUCUGUGUCUGUCUGUCUGUGUGUGUUGUCCAGGCGCCUUGCUGGUUUUUGACCUCACUCGACGGGAUACCUUCCUUAAGGUAAGUACACAUCCGCCCUUAUGCGUCUGUCUGCCAUGGUGUGUGUGUGCGUGUGUGUGUGUAUGUUGUGGUGUCUGUACAGUGUUCGGCGUGGCUGGAGGCGCUGGAGCGGUACGCGGAUGCCGACUGCCAGAUCUUCCUGGUCGGCAACAAGCUAGACCUCGUCCAGGCCGACCCCUCGCUCAGAGAAAUAUCCACCGACGAGGCGCAAAAGUCAGUCAGUCAUUCAGCCAGCCAGUCAGCGAGCCCACACCAAACCGCAGGCACAACCAGUGGGCGCGUGUUCGUUCGUUCGUUUGACUGAUUGGUUGUAUGUAUGUGUGUGUGCAGGUUUGCGGUCGAUAAGGAUGUGGAGUACGUCGAGACCUCCGCCGAGACCUCACACAACGUCAACAGCUCAUUCGAAGACCUAAUGGCAUGUACGCGGACGCACCAUACCACACCACACCACAGCCACAGCCAGCCUCCCGGCUCGACGAGUGUCCGUGUGCGGUGUGUGUGUUGCUCUCUCUGUUCUGCAGACGUGUACACGGCCCAGGUAGAGGCCAACGACGACUCGACUGGCGACACCAAGGCGUCUUACGACGGGCAGGGGUCGAAGGGCGGGUUCUUCUCCCUCUCCCGCACUCAGACCAAGGCGGGCUCCAUCUCGCUCACCGGAGGGGCGGAUGCCGGUGGACCCACACAGACAUGCGGCGGGUGUGCGGGCUGACUGAGUGGAGCAGAGCAUAUGGCAUGGGUGGUGGGUUCGUGGGGGGUUGAUGUCUCAUGUAUCUCUAUAUCUCUAUGUCUCUGUUGGUCAGUCCGUCUGUCAGUCAUUCGGUGAGUGAGUGAGUGUUUUGCGUGGCCUUUUAUAAUUCAAAAGUGGUUCAAAAGUGAUUGUAUUGGUACG
Molecule: messenger RNA, 1741 nt
Organism: Vitrella brassicaformis
Lineage: Eukaryota; Vitrellaceae
Source: the annotation of a GenBank genome assembly